CUCUCUCACUAUCUCUCUCUCUCUCUGGCCCCGGCGACCUCACCGAGUCAGUCACCCCAUCUCUCUCCGUACACUUCUCUCAAUACCCCCACCCACCUACACCCCCCCCCACACAUCAUGUCCCUCACGCUUCUCUCUCGUCAACCGGCGUCUCAUCGCCGCUCCUUUCCCCUUCCUUCUCUCUCUUCUUCUCCCUUUUCUCACCACCACUACCACCACCAUCUCCGAUGGCUGAAUUACAAUUCUCAACCCCCCAACCACCGCCCUCCCGGCCAUUACCUUUCCGCGAAGACUGCUGGAGCGAGGAAGCAACAUCCACUCUCGUCGACGCUUGGGGCCGCCGCUAUCUCGAGCUCAACCGCGGCAACCUCCGUCAGAAGGACUGGCAGGAGGUGGCCGACGCCGUCAAUCUCCGCCACGGCCACACCAAGAAGGCCCGCCGCACCGACGUUCAGUGCAAGAACCGCAUCGACACUCUCAAGAAAAAGUAUAAGGUCGAGAAAGCUAGGGUUUCUGAAUCCAACGGAUCGGUCACCAGCUCGUGGUCCUUCUUUUCCCGCCUCGAUUGCUUGAUCGGAUCUGCAGUCACCGCGGCCAAAAAGGCUCCGAUUCCGAUUCCGCUUCCGCCGCCGUUGGCUGUUCCUUUGGCGUGCCGGAAGCCGCCGGGGGGUAUGGUGGUGCAGCCGGUGGUGCUUCCGCAGAAACGGCCGUCUCCGGCGGUGGAUGAUUCGUACUUUAGGAGGAAUUACUCGGCUGUUGCUGCGGCGGCGGCGGCUGAGGAGGAGGAGGAGGAUAGAUCGGAGGAUUUGGGGUCUAGCGAGGAGACCGGAGGGCGGAGGAAUGGGGAGGCGGAAGGAAUGAGGCGGCUGGCUAGGGCGAUUGAGAAGUUAGGAGAGAUGUAUGAGAGGAUUGAAGGGGAGAAGCAGAGGCAGAUGAUUGAAUUGGAGAAGCAGAGGAUGCAAUUCGCUAAAGAUUUGGAGGUUCAGAGGAUGCAGCUGUUCAUGGACACUCAGGUUCAGCUUGAGAAGAUUAAGCAAGCCAAGCGGUCGGGUUCGAAUGAUAUUUAUAGCUAGGAGUGGGAGGGGACUUUGAUGGUCAUCGUAAUUGCAGUUGGUAUAGCUUUGGGUUUUCAUAUUUAUGCCAACGAAGUACAUACAUUUCCAGUUCGUUAUGGUAUUAGAGGAUGUCGGUAAUUUAAAGAGUACUCCGAAUCUGCAAAUUAUCAGUGGACAAGGCUGUCAAUGUUCUUGCGAAUCAUAUUGCCUUCUCUUUUCUACUACUAGGUUUUUUUUUUUUUCUCGGUGAGUACUUAACCAGUCAUUGUUCAAUUAAGAGGGGCUGUUCCACUUUUUUAAAUUUAGUGGUCAUAGUUAGAAUGAUGCUUAUGUUUUCCUGAAAUGUCCUUGACAAGGCACUCAAUUUGAACAAAUUUGUCUUCUUGUUUGAAUUUUCCUGGAAUAUAAUGUUAGAUAAUUUCUGAAGAUUUAUUUAUUUUUA
Camellia sinensis is the source of this 1497-nucleotide messenger RNA. RefSeq names its product trihelix transcription factor ENAP1. Lineage: Eukaryota; Viridiplantae; Streptophyta; Magnoliopsida; Ericales; Theaceae. The record is from RefSeq and is a predicted model, not a curated record. Gene Ontology annotation, molecular function: transcription cis-regulatory region binding. Gene Ontology annotation, cellular component: nucleus.